GCCAGGAGUACCCCCAUCAGCUCCGAUAAUAUCAGAUGUAGAUGGAUAUCUGAAGCAUACAAAUAUCACCAAUUUCGAGCGACGCAGUCUGGCUGUGCUAAAACGUUGUAGCCGGUCUUUAAUUUGAAGGAGCCAAACAAGUUCUCGGGACAGAAGGAUCUUGAAGGCCCUCUCUCAGAAGGGAGCAUUUACCAUUGUUAACACUAUAGGAGCUCAAUUAGAAUACGGACCUGAGAUGAAUACGGUUAGAGAGACAUCCACUGACAUGGACUUGUACAAGGUGGCGCAGAACUACAUUGAGAAAAUGCUUGCUGUAGAUGCUGAUAGUGACAACAAAAAUAUCAGAGUAUUACUUCUUGAUGAAAGCACAGCAUCAAUCAUCUCGUUAAUCUCUACUCAGAGUGAUCUUUUGAAGAAGGAAAUAUAUCUCGUUGACCGUUUGGAAAAUGAGAAUCGUGAUAAGUUGAGAAACUUGAAGUGUAUCUGUUUCGUGAAGCCUAGUGAUUUGACUGUGACUAAGUUAUCGCAGGAGAUCAACAACCCCAAAUACUCAAGUUAUGAAAUCUACUUUAAUAACAUUAUAUUCAAAUCCCGAUUAGAAAGACUGGCUGAAUCAGAUGAUUUGGAAAUCGUGAAUAAAGUAGUGGAGGUUUUUCAAGAUUACUACGUAUUGAACAAAUCAUUGUUCACCACCACCAAUAUUAUGAGUCCCUUUACCGCCAGCGGAAUCCAGACAUGGGAUCCCUUGUCUCUAGAAAGCUCUACUGAAUGUUUGACUUCUUUAAUUCUAUCGUUAAACAUGAAGCCAGUGAUCAAGUACGAGUCCAAUUCCAAGAUGGCAAGUAAACUUGCUAAUGCUUUUAAUUACGAAAUGACAUCAAAUAGUCAACUAUUUGAGCAGCUUACACCUAAAAGAGAUACUGCACCAUUGGUUCUCAUAAUGGACAGGAAAAAUGAUCCCGUCACUCCUUUAUUGUUUCCUUGGACCUAUCAGUCAAUGAUUAACGAGCUACUAGGUAUCAAUAAUUCUAACAACAGUGUCAAUCUAUCAUAUUUACCAAAUGUUGGUGAAGAACUUCGAACAGUUAUCAUGAACGAAACACAGGAUCCUUUCUACGCUAGAUCUAUGUAUAUGAACUUUGGAGAUCUAUCUACGCUAUUGAAACAGUAUGUUGAUGACUACAAAAUCAAAACAAAAACAAAUUCCAAUAUCUCGUCUAUUAAAGACAUGAAAUUUUUCCUUGAAAACUAUCCAGAAUUUAAAAAAAUGUCUUUGAAUCUUUCAAAACAUAUGCUACUCACAUCUGAAAUUGACAAGCAAAUCAAUACUCAACGAGUUUGGGAAACAAGUGAAUUUGAGCAAUCUAUGUGUUGUAACGCGGAUACUUCACAUCACGAGAAUGACGUAUCUGAAUUGGAAUCGUUCUUAUUUGACAGUACUAGAUCUGACGGAACGCUGGCUAAUCCCCUAAGUGAAGAAAUCAAACUGAAACUGCUAUCUUUGUACGCUCUUAAGUACGAAACAUACCCUAGUAAUCAUCUAAAUUCGUUACUCAAGAGGCUGAACAACCCAAAUAUCAGUAAUUUCAUCAAUAUCCUUCUCAAAUAUGCCGGUCAAAAAUGUCGAAUUACUGGCGAGGAUGGUGCUGUUUUCAACAAGCUUGGUGGUACUGUCGGUGCUGCUAAUCAGGUCGCUGCUCUUUUCAGCAACAUAUCAGGAGGCAACAACACCGAAAAUGCAUUCAUGCAACACCAACCUAGAAUUGCCAAUGUUUUGGAUAAAUUCAUUAAGGGUAAACAAUCCCUCAGCAAUACAUUUGUCUCUGUUGGUAAAGACAAUACAGACAGCAAAAUACCUUUCAGAGAAAUAGUUGUUUUUGUUAUUGGAGGUGUAUGCUAUGAAGAAGUUCGAAUAAUCGAAGAAUUGAACAAGAAUCACGAUGGUGUUCGGAUUGUUCUUGGUGGAACGCAAACACUCAACAGUAAGAUAUUUAUAGAUAAUCUCAGAGAAGCUGGAAGUACUUGGUGAAGUGCAUACAUAUAUAAAAUCAUUUUGAUGGUAAUGUACAACAUUUUUCUUUACACUCACGCUUGCGGCAAUUACUCUAAGAAUAGAGAGCCUUUCUCAGUCUAGCUAAAAAAAGUAGCAAUUAAAUAAUACAGCUUUAUUAAUAUAAGAUUUACAGA
Molecule: messenger RNA, 2187 nt
Organism: Pichia membranifaciens NRRL Y-2026
Lineage: Eukaryota; Fungi; Ascomycota; Pichiomycetes; Pichiales; Pichiaceae
Exons: 1
Coding region: 266-2029 (587 amino acids)
Biological process (GO): intracellular protein transport; vesicle-mediated transport
Cellular component (GO): Golgi membrane
Source: RefSeq, a predicted model, not a curated record